Elaeis guineensis (African oil palm) is the source of this 1452-nucleotide messenger RNA. Its product is annotated as NDR1/HIN1-like protein 10. NCBI's taxonomy places the organism in Eukaryota, Viridiplantae, Streptophyta, Magnoliopsida, Arecales, Arecaceae. Gene Ontology annotation, cellular component: plasma membrane. The record is from RefSeq and is a predicted model, not a curated record. Gene Ontology annotation, biological process: defense response to other organism.
CCCCUCCCUUUUAGGGAAGCAAUAGGUCUUCCACGCGCUUUCCUCAUCGCCAUACGCGAUCCUUCUCUAUAUAUCUACUGCAAAACGCGGCGCUGCUCCUCCUCCUCCGCCCCCCUUUCGAUUCCUCUCUGUUCUAACGCGAUCCAAUACCCUUCUCUCUCGAGCGAGCUAUGAGUUCGGCGAGCGAUCCCAAACCGGUUGUCACCGGCUAUCCCGCCGCACACCCGCCACCCGCAGGUGGCGCCGCCUACGCCGCCGCCGGCACCGCCUAUCCCUACUCCACCCAACCGCCUCCCUCCAGCGGCGCUGCCUACCCCACCGCUGGCACCGCCUACCCCUACCCCGCACCGCCGCCCCACGCCGCCCCCUACUAUCCUUCCCACUACCCCAACGGGGCGGCACCGCCACCGCCCCCCUUCGGCGCCCGUAUCCUCCCCCACACCCGCUUCCUCCGCCGCCUCCUCGCCAUCGCCGUCGCCUUCUUCCUCCUCAUGGGCCUCGCUACCCUCAUCAUCUGGCUGGUCCUCCGCCCCCGCCUCCCCGCCUUCGCUGUCUCCUCCGCCUCAGUCUCCGCCUUCAAUUUCUCUGCCCCCCAGCAGCUUCUCUCCUCCGACUUCGACAUCUCUCUCUCCGUCCAGAACCCUAACCACAAGAUGGGCAUCUACUACGAUAGCGUCGAAGCUGCCGUCUUAUACGGAUCCGACAACAUCGCCGAUACCUCGCUUCCGCCGUUUUACCAGGCCAAAGGGAACGCCACCACCGUCCGGGCGCACCUCGUUGCUGCGGCGGAGUAUGUCGAGGACGACGUCGCUAAGGGGAUCGCCGCCGAUCGAGGCCGCAACGAUGGCGUCGUCAACUUCCAUGUUAGCGUUUGGGCCUGGGUUAGGUUCAAUGCCGGGGCGUGGAGGACGAGGCGGCACCUGAUGAGAGUCUACUGCGAAGACGUCUCCAUCGGGUUCAAGAACGGGACGGCGACCGUCGGAUCUCUGGUGGGCUCGCCAAAGCGGUGCGAAGUUGAUCUCUGAGUACGUAUGUUGAUAUUCCCUUCCUUUCUCAAAUCAUCUUGAGAGUGGUAAUGGUAUAGGGAGUGGAAAUGAUAUUGUAAUUAUCUGUGGUGUCGAUGCUGACAGAGUCUGACAUUUGGUAUCCUUUAAACUAGAUUUUAACGUGGAUAAUGCUCACCAGGAGAUAGAUUCAAUAUGGUUAUUGGCAUGUAGGCCAUCUUGAGGACUGUUUUUUUUUUCCCUGACCCUCUUAUUUUCCUUUAAACAUUUUUCAUACGACACGUUUUCUCGUCUGUGAAUUAGUUGGUCUAGUGUGAGUGAGAUUUUAUUUUACCUUAGCAUGUCCUUGAAUCGUGCAUUUCACUCUCAUUCGUGGUUUUUGUUGUGUAUCCAUAAUUCAUAAUUGAUUGUGAUGUUUCCUAUUAAUGAGAAAGGUCAUCACUUUUGA